Messenger RNA from Nasonia vitripennis (jewel wasp), 3201 nucleotides. It is a transcript of the gene pAbp, whose product is annotated as polyadenylate-binding protein 4-like. The transcript has 5 exons. Lineage: Eukaryota; Metazoa; Arthropoda; Insecta; Hymenoptera; Pteromalidae. Gene Ontology annotation, molecular function: RNA binding. Gene Ontology annotation, cellular component: ribonucleoprotein complex. The record is from RefSeq and is a predicted model, not a curated record. Bases 763 to 2646 code for a protein of 627 amino acids.
GAGGUGCGGCACUACUUCCAUCGCCUCUUCCUCAUUAAGAGUAGAGUUGUGUUCACGUGAGGUUGUGUCUCCUUUUUCCACAAAAAUAGGUCACACAACCCACCUCCAUUAUCGUGAAUUAACUCUCCUAUAAAAACCACUAAAAAAACAAAAAAAAAAUAUAAAAACACAUAAAAAAACUAACCAAAAAAAUCGCAAAAUCGUAGCCGAGAAAAUCCGCGAGAGAAAGUGAGAGAAGAAGAACGAGUAAGUAACUUGGACGUGAGAAAAAAAUCAUCAUUGCAUAUCUUCGCUCGAAGUGCAAGCGAGGAUAUUGAGGAUACACACACAAGCAGCUCUCAACGACGACGACGACGACAACGACGACGCAGUCUACAGCAGCGGAAAGUAUACAAGGCCCAGCAUUCAAUAACUCGUCUCGCAUCGAGGGAUUGUGUGAGCAGCUGUUGUUGAAGAGCGAAGAACGAGAGGCAACUCAAAAAAAAGUAACGCAGUAACGUUUCAUUUUUUUCUCCCCCCCUUACCGACCCCCAUCUACACACAUACACACAACACGCACACAGAGAGAGAGACACACACACACGUUUAAAAAACAAAAAAAGGAAGGAAACGAGGCAAAAAAAACCAUAAGAAAAUCUUCAAAAGCAUAAAAAAAAGGGAAAAAGCGAGAAAAAAGUACACCGGAGUCAACCCCAUUGUUGGACUUCCUCUCCGAGAGUAUAACCUAUACAAGAAGACACGAGUAGAAGAGGAUAAAUCAAGAUGAAUCCCGGAGCUCCGAACUACCCGAUGGCCUCGCUCUACGUGGGUGACCUGCACUCGGACAUCACCGAGGCGAUGCUGUUCGAGAAAUUCUCGUCGGCCGGACCUGUACUGUCCAUCCGCGUCUGUCGUGACGCCGUCACCCGCCGUUCCCUCGGCUAUGCCUACGUCAACUUCCAGCAGCCCGCUGACGCGGAAAGAGCUCUUGACACCAUGAACUUCGACAUAAUUAAGGGACGUCCGAUCCGUAUUAUGUGGUCUCAACGUGAUCCAUCUCUCAGGCGAUCCGGCGUCGGAAAUGUCUUUAUUAAAAACUUGGAUAAAAACAUUGACAAUAAGGCCAUGUACGAUACGUUCUCGGCUUUUGGAAACAUCCUUAGCUGCAGGGUUGCCCAGGACGAGUCAGGCUCGUCCAAGGGUUACGGUUUCGUGCAUUUCGAGACCGAGGAAGCCGCUAACAAGUCUAUCGACAGGGUCAACGGAAUGUUGCUGAACGGCAAGAAGGUCUACGUCGGCAAGUUCAUCUCCCGCAAGGAGCGCGAAAAGGAGCUCGGCGAGAAGGCCAAGCUCUUCACCAACGUCUACGUCAAGAACUUCGGCGAGGACAUGACCGACGACAAGCUCAAAGAAAUGUUUGAGAAGUACGGUACGAUCACCAGCCACAAGGUAAUGAGCAAAGACGAUGGCAAAUCGCGCGGCUUUGGUUUCGUCGCGUUCGAAGAUCCGAAUGCAGCUGAUCGAGCUGUCGCCGACUUGAACGGCAAAGAGAUAGCCGAGGGCAAGAUCAUGUACGUCGGCAGAGCCCAGAAGAAGGCCGAGAGACAGCAGGAGCUCAAGCGCAAGUUUGAGCAACUUAAGAUCGAGCGGCUCAACAGAUACCAGGGCGUUAAUCUGUACGUCAAGAAUUUGGACGACACCAUCGAUGAUGAGAGGCUCAGGAAAGAGUUUGCUCCAUUCGGCACCAUCACUUCCGUGAAGGUAAUGAUGGAGGACGGUCGUAGCAAGGGCUUCGGUUUCGUGUGCUUCUCGCUCGCGGAGGAGGCCACCAAAGCCGUGACAGAGAUGAACGGCCGCAUCGUCGGCUCGAAGCCUUUGUACGUGGCUCUGGCCCAACGCAAGGAGGACCGCAAGGCCCAUCUUGCUUCGCAAUAUCUGCAGCGCGUGGCUAACAUCCGUAUGCAGCACAUGGGCCAGGUGUUCCAGGCCGGCGGUGCCGGCAGCUACUUCGUGCCGACGCUGCCGCAGCCUCAGCGCUUCUACGGACCGGCUCAGAUGGCACAAAUACGCACCACCCCGCGCUGGCCCGCUCAGCCGGUCAGGCCCAACGCCCAGGCCGCUGGUUCCAACUUCGCAACUAUGCAGACACCCUUCAGGGCUGCCCCGAGGGCACCCACUGCCCAGUCCAGCAUGGCGCGCAACGCGCUUUCUGCAAGACCCAUCACAGGCCAACAAGCAGUCCCUGGAGCUGCCAACAUGCAGAACCGCUCUAUGGCUGGACCAGCGGUCGGCGUCUCACCACAGUCGCGAACCUCCAACUACAAGUACACCGCGAACAUGCGCAACCCGCCGCAGACCAUGGCAAUGCCAGCCCAGACUCCAGCUCAGCAAGCUGUGCACAUCCAAGGCCAGGAGCCGCUCACUGCUUCUAUGCUUGCCGAUGCCCCGCCGCAGGAACAGAAACAGAUGCUUGGCGAGCGUCUCUUCCCGCUCAUUCAGUGCAUGUACCCCCACCUUACUGGCAAGAUUACCGGUAUGUUAUUGGAGAUCGACAACUCCGAGCUGCUUCACAUGCUCGAGCACGGAGAGUCGCUCAAGGCCAAGGUCGAGGAGGCCGUUGCUGUACUGCAGGCUCACCAGGCCAAGCAAGCCGUCAAGAAGGAGUAAGCAGGAUGAAGAACAUUAACGCCAGCAGCCCUUCUACUUUAUUAUUUUUUAAUUCUUUCUUCUGUACGCGGGCGGUCUCGCGCCGCUCCACUUUAUUUGGUUAUUUUCUCAUUACUUUUUUUUCUAUACUUUGGUGCAUCGAUUAUGCUACUCGUGCGUUUUACCACCUUAUAUACGUAUCGUUCUUUUGGUUUUCUUUUCUUUUUGUAUGUACUACGUUAUCACAUUAUGUGCGUGCCGUCACACGCACGGUUGGUUCGGGCGUCACGAAAUUUCGUUGUACAGGGGCUUUUCUUUUUACACAAGUUGUUGCGAAGGCUCGAGAGUACUUAUAACACGCUCGAGUCAGAGAUAAAGAGAGACGCAGAGAGAAGAAAGACAUGCCGAGAGAUUUUUCGUACGAUUAUUGGAUUUGUAUAACUAUACUUUUGACAAAAGACGGAAAUGUAACGCUAUCGACCACCCCUUGUUUACUUUCCUUAAAUUCUUUUCCAAAAAAUGAUUAGCUCUAUUCUGUGAAUUGGAGAGAGAGAAUAAAAUUUUCUUUUCAAACUA